UCUCUUGAGCCCGCUCUUUGGCAUCAGCAUGCCGGGUCCGACGCCCAGUGGCACCAACGUGGGCUCCUCAGGGCGCUCUCCCAGCAAAGCGGUGGCCGCACGGGCAGCGGGAUCCACGGUCCGGCAGAGAAAAACUGCCAGCUGUGGGACGCGGAGUGCAGGCCGCACCACCUCUGCAGGGACUGGAGGAAUGUCGCGAUUCUACACAGAAGACUCCCCAGGGCUCAAAGUUGGCCCUGUUCCAGUGUUGGUGAUGAGUCUUCUGUUCAUCGCUUCUGGACUUAUGUUGCACAUUUGGGGCAAGUACACGCGCUCAUAGAUUUGGCUACAUCCAUCUGUCAUCUGAA
This is a messenger RNA of Myodes glareolus (Bank vole), 347 nucleotides long. RefSeq names its product protein transport protein Sec61 subunit beta. NCBI's taxonomy places the organism in Eukaryota, Metazoa, Chordata, Mammalia, Rodentia, Cricetidae. The record is from RefSeq and is a predicted model, not a curated record. Gene Ontology annotation, biological process: intracellular protein transport. Gene Ontology annotation, cellular component: Sec61 translocon complex.